AUGGCGGCGGGCAGUGGAGGUUCCGGGCGGCGGCGACGUGGGGCGCUGCGGCUGCUGAUGCGGGUCGGGUCGGUGCUGCUCACACGUUUCCCUUUCUGGCACUGCUUCAGCAGCCUCCUCCUCAAUGCCGAGCGCGCCGAGCACCGCAGGAAACCAGAUAUUCAGGUCCCCUACCUCUACUUUGAUAUGGGGGCCGCGGUUCUGUGUGCCAGCUUCAUGUCCUUCGGGGUGAAGCGCCGGUGGUUUGCCCUGGGAGCUGCCCUACAGCUGGCUAUCAGCACAUACACAGCAUAUCUUGGUGGCUAUGCACAUUAUGGAGACUGGCUGAAGGUGAGGAUGUAUUCACGGACAAUAGCCAUUAUCGGCGGCUUCUUGGUCUUGGCCAGCGGAGCCGGAGAGAUCUACCGCCAGAAACCCCGGAACAGGUCGCUGCAGUCCACUGGACAGGUUUUCAUUGGCAUCUACCUCAUUUGUGUGGCCUACUCCCUUCAGCACAGCAAGGAGGACCGUCUGGCCUAUCUCAGUGGCCUCCCCGGUGGGGAAAUCGCCUUACAGCUUCUCUUCGUUCUCUACGGCAUCCUGGCCCUCUCCUUCCUGUCCGGCUAUUACAUCACCCUGGCGGCCCAGAUCCUGUCGGUCAUCCUCCCGCUGGUGGUCCUCUUCAUCGAUGGCAACUUGGGAUAUUGGCACGACUCCCACCGAGUUGAGUUCUGGAACCAGAUGAAGCUGAUCGGGCAGAACGUUGGCAUCUUCGGGGCGGCCGUCAUCCUGGCCACGGAUGGCUGAGAUCAGGCCCUGUGUGAGACCGGAGAUUACAGUGCUGUUUUGGGGGCGGGGAUGGGGUUGCAGGGAAAAGAAAAGAAGACUAGGAUUUGGUUUUUUAAAAAUCACCUAUUUAUAUUUUGGAGGGUUUUGUUUUUAUUGCAUCUUGCGAAUGUUUUGCUCCUCUGCCCUGGGCAGCUAAAUGAAGAAGAUGGGUUUUCUUCAAAAUCGAGAGUCAUUCCUGUAUUCCUUCCCCCUCCUGCUCUCGAGGACAGUCCUGUGGAUCUCCGUCUUCUAGUAGCCGAGAGUUUGUGAGCAAGCAGUUAAGUCCAUGAAGACUGUUGGGCUAAAGCUAAUGUUAACUCUGGCUGUGGGUUGUCGCUUCCUGCCCCUUCAGUCGAGUAGAGGAGAUUUGGCUUUGCCGUGCCGCCUGGUAUCCUGCAGAGGGUGAGGCUGGAUCUCCACUGCCACCUUGGGUAGCCAGAGGCAGAAUUAGAAUUCGACUCUCGUUUGCUUGCUUAUUCAGGAGAGCUUAGAUGAGCUAACUAUGGGUGAAGCUGUUAAGAGAUCUGGGCCUUUUGAGAACGUCCCAGGAUUUAAAGCACGGGAUUGUUCUCUUAAGAUCUUGUCAGGCAGUCUUAUAUUCUUAUGGACAGUGUGAUAGACAAUGGCCGGGUAGAAUCAGCUUCCUCUGGAGUAGGUCUGGAAGUAUACAGCAAGAAGCUUCUGGCCUUCACUCUUACGUAAUAUGCCAUAUGUAUACAGGCUGCAGCCAAUCCCAGUGCAUGGAUUAACCCUCCGUUGGUUUUGUUUAGCAUAGCAUGGUGGGAAAGGCAGGACUAAUCCUGCACCUGGUCCAGGCGAGCGAAAAGCUGCUUUCCAAAUGCUGUGCCACAGAGAUGGCCUUUCAGCCACAUUGAGGAAAGAAUUGUGAGAAAGGGAUGCCCCUGAACCGCGUGGGGCUGAGAGCGGCCUUUGCCCCUCACCCUGGAGGUGUCUGGAUCAUUGGGAACCCUGGGUAAGAAGAAGAAGAGCUGGGUUUUAUACCCUGCUUUUCUCUACCCUAGGGA
Messenger RNA from Gekko japonicus, 1832 nucleotides. RefSeq names its product transmembrane protein 101 (gene TMEM101). The record is from RefSeq and is a predicted model, not a curated record. NCBI's taxonomy places the organism in Eukaryota, Metazoa, Chordata, Lepidosauria, Squamata, Gekkonidae. The transcript has 4 exons. Gene Ontology annotation, biological process: positive regulation of canonical NF-kappaB signal transduction. The coding region runs from base 1 to 786 and encodes 261 amino acids.